Molecule: messenger RNA, 2480 nt
Organism: Maniola jurtina (meadow brown)
Lineage: Eukaryota; Metazoa; Arthropoda; Insecta; Lepidoptera; Nymphalidae
Product: nucleoporin NUP42-like
Exons: 3
Coding region: 172-912 (246 amino acids)
Source: RefSeq, a predicted model, not a curated record
ACACUGUAGUAGAGGGGAUAGCUACUGGCCUGGACGUUUGCCGGGGUUUAGUGCAGUGGGUUUUCUGAAGGCUGUGCCGCGGGCCGCAUGCCAACACCGCGAGUGGCCUCGUGCGACCCUAUUAAUACUACAAACAUCGUAAACCUGCCAUAGUAUCCGACGGGCUCAAUCAUGAUGUUCAUCUGGACGUGUGUCUUCCUAUCCCUAGCAUGUGUCGCGAAGUCAGCACCAGCGAAUGGCUUCGUAUUCCCCGAUGAAAGGAGACAAGAAAGAAAAUUGGAACCUAUAAUUACUCCUCCAGUUCUACCAGUUUUGGAACAUCUGGAGCGCGAUCCCAGUACUUUAUUGCCUGGUGAACGUGGUUCAGUGAAUCAAGUGAAGCCGAGAUAUGGGUUUGGGGGUGGUUUUAAUGUAAAGCCAUCUGGCAAUGGGGGGUUGACAGCGAGUAUAAGUAGCAGUGCUAAUGGUGCCGGUGCUAGUCAUUCAGCUUCACAGUCAUUUUCGUUUGGAUUCAAUCAAGGAUUCAGUGCAUCUCAUUCCGCAAGCCAGGCAUCUUCUUUCAAUGGAUUUGGAAAUGGCUUCGGCGGCAGUCAAGCAAGCAGCCAAGCGGGAUCCUUCAACGGUGCAGGUGCUACGGGAGCCGCGUCCUCUGCAUCAGCUUUAGGAGGUGGUUUCAAUGGCCAGUCGGGCAGCCAAAGCGCUUCAUCUGCUUUUGGCUUUAACUCCCUGAACGGCUUCCAGAAUGACCCAGUCUCAUUUGGAGACGGUCUCCUCGACGUGAGGCAUCGCGGCGCGCCAAACUUCUCGUUCCCUGACCUGCUCCGAAGACACAAGGCUCUCACUGCAUCCGCCUUCAAAUCUCUACCUUUUGGGAACAACGACGACUUCCUAGCUGUACUAGUUUCUAAUUAAUACUAGAUGCUAAGUAGGCUUAUUUCGACGAGUGACGACCCACAGAGUUCUUAAUAAGGUAAUAGAAAUGUUGUGUUUUGGAUGCCUAUUUAGAUGACCUUUUUGAUACAAAAAUAUUUCGAAAGAGCAUAAUAAUAUACUAGGAACGUCUAUGUCCGAUGUCAAAGCUCUGUGAGUUAAAAUGUGUGUGAUACAGUCAAAACUCUUAUCCUGCCCAAAGUACCUUAUAGAAAAUCCGGCCAAAACUCUUAGCUGAAAUAAUCUAAAACAACCAUUAAGUUUAUAAAUAACGCAUAUAUAUACUAUUAAUUCUGAGCAAAGUCAAAGUACGCUCUAUUAUAGAUUUCAGCCGUAGUUCUACCCCUAGAAUGUUUUUGUAAAGCGCGAAGCCUGAAGUGAGUCUUUUGGUGUGGCCAUUUAAAAACAGAGGUAGAUAUUUAGUACAUAUACUCGUAAUACGCUGGAGCUACGGGGCUACAUUUAAAACCAUUUUGAACCGAUAUUUUUAAUAAAACGCACUAUUAACCAUUUUUUAGGAAAAACUUCUUUUAGCCAACUUUUAUCUUUGCAAUAAGAGUUCUGAAUGUAACAGUAUGCACUGCAAAUACGUCUGUUUUGACAAUAACGCGCACUGAUGUUUUACUAGACAUCAUUUUGAACAGCGACAAUCUCACGUUCCACAAAGCACUUCUAUUACUUAUUCUGAAUUCUGUGCGACUACUAUACAUAUUUAUAGUAAAAUCCAAAGAAUGGUGCUGGACGCCAUAUGACAAUAUUAAAUUAUGAUUUAUGACCAUGAUGAAGGGCAUCAUGGUCAUAAAUCAACCAACAAGCAACGGAUAAAAAUAUCGGUACCUAUCGAUAUUAAUUUACCCGUUAUAAAUACGAGUAUGGUGCAAUUUUUGAGCACCUGGAACCUGGACUCAGUAGCCCAAGAACAAGUUAUUAUAUAGUUUUUGAAAACGCAUCAGACAGGCUCUACUGAAAACUUAAGAAUAAUUAAGUUCGAUAGUAAUAGAGCAAUAAACUUUACUCAGACGAUGGUACAAUAUCGAACCUUACAAAAACCAUAACUGUCUUCGAAAUGUGUAAACUUGUAAGUAUAUCCAUUGUACGUGUAUCUAAUAGUUUGACAUAUUGUAAUGAUUGUAUCAUUGAUUUUUCUUAUACGAAAAUCAUCAUUUGCACGAGUAUUUCUUUUCAACAAAACUACAGUACGAAUAUGGGAAAAUUAAAUAGGCAUACACGCAAACACUGGCACAUAACGGGAACUGCAAUAAGAGGAAACAGUCUAGGUGCCUAAAUACAGCUUUGUUAUGCUAUGUAUGUAGUAUUGUAAAUACAGAAUAAUUACAUUAUUCUGUACAUAAUAACAACAUGCCCUGCCUAGGUGUACAUUGUAAUACUUUUUAAAAUGAAUCAAUUAAAUUAAUAAAAAUAAUAAUCAUAUCAUCUCGAAUAGGUAAUCCAAUAAUAUUUUCAAAACAAACGUUUAUGACUGACGCACUAUUUAUUUACCUCGUAGUUUUAUGUUAUUAUUUAAAGCAAUAUACGAGAAACUCACGAAA